Molecule: messenger RNA, 637 nt
Organism: Owenia fusiformis
Lineage: Eukaryota; Metazoa; Annelida; Polychaeta; Sabellida; Oweniidae
Source: the annotation of a GenBank genome assembly
AAAAUGCAAGAGCAGGUUUAAAAUAUUGCAUCUAAUUUCCAUUAGUACAAUGCCAGACAAACAUAUAUUAAUGUAUGAUAUUUACUGUCAAUGUUUAAUCAGAUGUGUAUAUAUACCACUGAUAUUUGUUAAUGCUAAUAAGUAUGCAUUCCAAUAAUUCUUGUUUUAAAUUGUUUAAUACUAAAUUGCUGAGACAACUGACAAGAUGAACGCAAUUCUCUUAGCACUUUUCGGCUGUGGCGUAAUCGUAGGACAUCUGACAACAUCUGUGACGGCUCAGGAUAAUAAAUGUACGAAAUCGGAAACAGAAAAGCAGUUUAAAGCGAUGAAUGAUCAAAUUGCAAAUUUAUCUGGCACGCUUGAUUCAAUCAAGAAUGCAGUCGAGUCUUUGAUCAGCAGCCAAACAAAUAUGAAGAGUCAGAUUCAAAGUAUUGAAGCGGCGAUGGGAGGAAUAGAGAGAAUGCAGUGUGUAGUCCGAGCGGCAUAUGCGUUGCUACAUAAAUGCCAGAUUGCAUGUACACACAAUGAGUGAUUUGAAAAGGAAACCAACUAAAGAAAGGCCAUCGCAGUGAUGAAAAUAUACUUUAUUUCUUCAAUUUCUGAAAUAGUUGUUCGACUUAAUCGUGAAUAAAUCAAU